CGCACGGUGGAGUUUUCAUGUCCGCCAUGUUGGCCAUGGCGUGCUGAGGGCGGCGGGCGAGCGCGGCGCGCAGCGGCACAGCCUCCCGCGCUCCCGGCUGGUCCAGCGCCCGGACGGCGGGCUCGGCGCUCCGCCCCUCGGGUCCCGGCGGCGGUCGGCGAGCGGGGGCCGGGCCCGCGGCGCUCCAUGCUCCCGCUGGCCGGGGCCGUUUCGCCUGCGCGGAGACGACGCGGCGGCGGAGAUGAGUAAACUGUCGUUCCGGGCGCGGGCGCUCGACGCCUCCAAGCCGCUGCCGGUCUUCCGCUGCGAGGACCUGCCCGACCUGCACGAGUACGCGUCCAUCAACCGCGCCGUGCCGCAGAUGCCCACCGGCAUGGAGAAGGAGGAGGAGUCGGAGCACCACCUCCAGCGGGCCAUCUCAGCGCAGCAGGUGUACGGCGAGAAGAGGGAUAACAUGGUCAUUCCCGUCCCGGAGGCAGAGAGCAACAUCGCUUACUAUGAGUCCAUCUACCCUGGGGAGUUCAAGAUGCCAAAGCAGCUCAUUCACAUACAGCCUUUUAGUUUGGACACUGAACAGCCUGAUUAUGAUUUGGAUUCUGAAGAUGAAGUGUUUGUGAAUAAACUGAAAAAGAAAAUGGACAUCUGCCCAUUGCAGUUUGAGGAGAUGAUUGACCGUCUGGAAAAAGGCAGUGGUCAGCAGUCAGUCAGUCCGCAGGAAGCCAAACUACUGCUAAAAGAAGACGAUGAGUUAAUUAGAGAAGUCUAUGAAUACUGGAUUAAAAAGAGGAAAACCUGUCGAGGGCCGUCUCUUAUUCCAUCAGUAAAACAAGAGAAACGAGAUGGUUCGAGCACAAAUGACCCGUACGUGGCUUUCAGGAGACGCACCGAGAAAAUGCAGACCCGGAAAAACCGUAAAAAUGAUGAAGCCUCUUAUGAGAAAAUGCUUAAGCUGCGUCGGGAUCUAAGCCGAGCUGUUACGAUUCUGGAGAUGAUCAAAAGGAGAGAGAAGAGCAAACGGGAGCUGCUGCACUUAACACUGGAAAUUAUGGAAAAGAGGUAUAAUUUGGGUGACUACAAUGGAGAGGUCAUGUCUGAGGUUAUGGCCCAGAGACAGCCGGUGAAACCUACUCACACAGUCCCCAUUGUCCCAGUGACCAACAGCAGUCAGUUUAAGCGUCAGGAAGCCAUGGACAUGAAGGACUUUAAAGUUAACAAGCAGGAUAAAGCCGACCUCGCCCUCGCCCGGCCUAAGCGCAAAUACGAGAAGAAGCCCAAAGUCUCGCCGUCGUCUGCUGCGGCUCCUCCUCAGCAGACGAGCCCUGCCACCCUGCCGGCCUUCAGCGCUAAAGACCUGAACCAGUAUGACUUCCCCAGCUCCGACGAAGAGCCCCUUUCCCAGGUUUUGUCCGGCUCUUCGGAAGCGGAGGAAGAGAACGACCCUGACGGUCCUUUUGCUUUCCGGAGGAGAGCGGGCUGUCAGUACUACGCUCCUCACUUAGACCAAACUGGCAACUGGCCUUGGGCUAGUCCUGAAGACGGCGGAUUAGGGGACGUGCGGUAUAGAUACUGCUUAACCACGCUCACUGUACCCCAAAGGUGCAUCGGCCUUGCACGGAGACGGCUUGGGCGUGGAGGAAGGGUCUUGCUAGAUAGAGCUUACUCGCACUACGACAGUGUAUUUCGACAGCUGGAUUUGGACACGCUUUCCUCACCGCGACAUUCUCCAGUCAAUCAGUUUGCCAUUACCUCAGAAACAAAUACCUCGGACAAAUCUUUCUCUAAAGACCUCAGUCAGAUCCUAGUCAAUAUCAAAUCAUGUAGAUGGCGGCAUUUCAGGCCUCGGACACCAUCCCUACAUGACAGUGACAGUGACGAACUCUCCUGUAGAAGGCUGUGUAGGAGUCUGAACCGAGCGGGGCCAGCUCAGCCCGGGACCCAGAUGUGCAGUACCUCCACGCAGAGCCGGAGUGGCGGGGGCCCAGCACACCUCGCGUUCACAGCCGAGCAGUACCAGCACCACCAGCAGCAGCUGGCACUGAUGCAGAAGCAGCAGCUGGCACAGACCCAGCAACAGCAAGCCAGCAGCAACUCCUCCACCAACACGUCACAGGGUUUUGUUUCCAAGACUUUGGAUUCCGCUAGUGCUCAGUUUGCUGCUUCUGCUUUGGUGACAUCAGAGCAGCUGAUGGGGUUCAAGAUGAAAGAUGAUGUGGUGCUUGGAAUUGGGGUGAAUGGUGUCCUUCCAGCCUCAGGAGUCUACAAGGGCUUACACCUCAGCAGUACCACACCUGCCGCACUUGUCCAUACAAAUCCGUCCACAGCAGCUUCCACUUUGUUGCAGCCUUCAAACCUGACACAGACAUCAGCUUCCCACAGUGCGCUGAGCCACCAGGUCCCUGCCUCCAACUCCACAACAACUCAGGUUCUGAUUGGGAACAACAUCCGCCUGACCGUCCCCUCGUCGGUGGCCACUGUAAACUCUCUUGCCCCCAUAAACGCACGACACAUACCCAGGACGUUAAGUGCUGUCCCGUCGUCUGCCUUAAAGCUGGCCACCGCAGCCAACUGUCAAGUCUCCAAGGUCCCGUCUUCGUCUUCUGUGGAUUCAGUCCCAAGCAGGGAAAACCACGAGUCGGAGAAGCCAGCACUCAACAACAUAGCAGACAACACAGUCGCCAUGGAGGUGACGUAGCUCUGCGGGAUGGGGCCGCGGCCCGGGACUGGACUCGGUGCUCUGCAUCCGCAGCAUUGGGACGCAGCACACACGCUUCUGUGGCAGCUGUGGGGACUGGGCGGCGACGCGCACCUCCCUGCUUCAAGUUCCUUUUCUUACUGUUCAUAGGAAGAAUCAGCACCUGUAAAUUAAGAAUACAGCCACUCUGUACAGUACCGCAUAUUUGUAAUUCCCCUGUAUAUAUGUUACUUGAACACCGAACGUUCAUUCGUGAUGCUUUGCACUUGGGGUGGGUGGGAGGGACAGCGGCUGCGACGGGAGUGAGGCGUGAGGUGAGCGCCUGCCUGCCUGCCUGCGGGCGGCGUGCGACAUGUGCAUGGUGCGGGACCUGCUGUUGGCCUAUUUAUUGUGUCGUGUUUACAGGUUUUGUACACUGUACCUUCAUUGGUCCCUGUGCUGUAGUAAAUGUGUUAGGUAGCUGUGACUCCUUGGUAUUUUGUAAAUGGUGUAACAUAACUUGGUUCCCCUCUGGGUCCCUGAGUUUUCUGUGUAUCAUGUGAAAAAAAAGAAAUGGUGACAUACAUACAGGAUUUUACAAAAAAAAAAAAAAAAAGAAAAGAAAAAAAAGGCAUCAGUUUUUUUUAAAUGGGGAAUGUACUGUUGAAGGGGGGUCUUCCUGGCCACUACCGUUGGGACAAGCAACAGGCUGAGGUGAGUCUCUGGAGUCUCCCUCCCGCCGCUGCCACAGAGCCGGGCACCGGCACUUCAGCACUGACGCUCCCCGCCGCCCUGCACAGCCCCCAGCCCCUCCCUCCACACCAAAAAGUGUUGAAUCAAGUCUGCAAACGGAGUCCUUACAACUGGAGUUUAUGUUGUCUUGCCCUUUUUUAGCACAAAAAAAAAAAUUGUACUUUUUUAUCGUCGAAUUGUUUAAAAGACUUCCUUCUUUACUUGUUCUGACGCAAAGGAUCUGAGGGAGAAGAAUGCAGUAAUUGCUGUGCGUGCAUCAUCAUUCCAGUUUCUAAAGACAGCCAGCCAGCUUUUUUCCUUUUAAGAUUCUCCAGAAGGCUGCAAGGCCAGAACCACACAUAUCGGGUGCCUUCCUUUGGAAAUAUUGACUUCUCUUCUGUGAAGAGAAUGGUACUUAACAGACUACUACUAGUGCUUUGGCAGUUCCGAAGUCUGAAUGCCCAGUCCAGCGGCAAACAUCCUUAAGGUUUUUAAUCCCACCUGGAAAAAUUGUGAUAGAAUUCUCACAAAAUAAACCCAGGGCAUUACAUGUUGACAAACUAA
Erinaceus europaeus (western European hedgehog) is the source of this 3967-nucleotide messenger RNA. It is a transcript of the gene EPC1, whose product is annotated as enhancer of polycomb homolog 1. The coding region runs from base 242 to 2692 and encodes 816 amino acids. Gene Ontology annotation, cellular component: piccolo histone acetyltransferase complex. Lineage: Eukaryota; Metazoa; Chordata; Mammalia; Eulipotyphla; Erinaceidae. The transcript is spliced from 14 exons. The record is from RefSeq and is a predicted model, not a curated record. Gene Ontology annotation, biological process: regulation of transcription by RNA polymerase II.